Saccharomycopsis crataegensis is the source of this 720-nucleotide messenger RNA. It is a transcript of the gene TMA23, whose product is annotated as Tma23p. The coding region runs from base 1 to 720 and encodes 239 amino acids. NCBI's taxonomy places the organism in Eukaryota, Fungi, Ascomycota, Saccharomycetes, Ascoideales, Saccharomycopsidaceae. The transcript has a single exon. The record is from RefSeq and is a predicted model, not a curated record.
AUGAAUGGUAAAGAGUACUUAAAAUCAUAUGGUUGGAAAGAGGGCACUGCUUUCAAAGAGGGCGGCCUUAAAAAACCUGUUCUUGUGAAGCACAAAAAGGAUAAUAAAGGCAUUGGUGCCCGCGCUAAUGAUGGGGAAAUGUGGUGGGAGCAGUUAUUUGAUGGUCAAUUGAAAGGUUUAGAUGUGGCUGUUGGUGGAAAAGGUGAUUCUUUAAACUUCACACAAAACAAGAAAAUAUCAGAGUAUGAAAUGAGAAAACAACUAUCGCCAUUAUAUCAGUGGUUUGUUAAAGGUCAAGGCUUGCAGGGUACCAUUGGUGUCGUAGAAGUCAACCAAGAACAGAUUACUACCAUAUUUAGCUCAAAAGAUGAAAACAAGGAAAAGAAAUCGAAGAAGGAAAAGAAAGAGAAAAAGGAUAAGAAAGAGAAAAAGGAUAAGAAAGAGAAAAAGGAAAAGAAAGAUAAGAAGGACAAGAAGGACAAGAAGGAAAAGAAAGAAAAGAAGGAUAGGAAAGUAAAGAAGGAUAAGAAAGAAAAGGACGAGAGAAAGGAAAAGAAAUUAAAGGAAUAUGCCGAAAAGAAAGUGAAGUCUACUAGAAAGAAAGAAGGAUCAAAUAAAGAUGAUAAAACAUCAAAUUCAAAAUCUUUGAAGAGAAAAUCAGAGGCUGAUUCUGACUCAGAUUCGCAUAAAAAGAAGAAGAAAAAGAGGUCAUCCAAAUGA